UAGUCUGCAGUUUUGUUUUCCUCAAAGGUCUCUCAUGUCAAUGAUUCGCAAGAGGUCUCACUCCAACACCAAUGUGAGCAAGAAGGAGAAACCACCUCAGCAGGAGUCAGGUGAAGAAGUUACAGAUCUGAAGAGACAAGCUGUUGAAGAGAUGAUGGACAGAAUUAAGAAGGGAGUUCAUCUCAGACCAGUCAACCAGUCAAGCAGACCAAAAACAAAGCCAGAAACACCAAAGCCCUCUGAAAGUGCAAUGAAAGAAUUAAAAGGGAUCCUGGAAACACUGAACAAAUCCACUAGUUCCCGAAGCCUGAAGUCCCUCGAAACAGACAGUGGUGAAACAGAGCUAGAACGAGUUCUGCGACGUCGGAAAGUGACUACGGACCAGGACAGUGGCAAUCCCACUGGAAUCUUGGCCACGUCAGAAUCCAAAUCUCUGCCUGUGUUAGGUUCAGAAGCCAGUGGUGUACAAACAGCACUGAAGAAGAAAGAUUUGGAGACAGAAUUCAGUUCCAAAGUACCCGAUUCAGGUCCUGUUUCCAACCAGCUGAAAGGUGUCACAGAUUCCAAAGCUAUGUUACAAUCACCGAGUCAUACGGAAUUUUCAAGAAAAGCUUCUACUAGUGAAAAAGAGACAGAAUCUGUUGUAGUGUUAGAUCCCGUGUCCACCAGUGGAGAUCAGAUGGCUGCAAACACACUCAGUCAGAACAAAACAAAGGAAGAAAAAAGCAAGUCGCUGCAUAAAGAAAGUAACGUUGAGAAAAUAAGAGAGACAGACAGUUCUAACUGCUAAUCCCCAUUCUGAAAGGCUCUAACUUUUGGGAGUCAUGUUGAUUGCUUAGGUGUGGUACUGGGGGCUACAGUCUGCAUUCCAAACAGUUUUCAGUAAUACAGAUUGAAAUGGUCUUUUGUAUGCAGUUUUGUUACGUGCAUUAGUGUUAAAUAAUUAUAUAUCAUCAAAAUCCCUUUCCCUUUUUAGUUUUGCAGGUGUGGUUGAUAUUUCCUUAGAUAUGGACGGUUACCUUACUUUUCUUUAAACUGCAUUUGAAAAGGCUUUUUCAAUUAUUCCUUUAUUGAGAAGCUGCUCUGUUAAAGGUCCAGAAGCCCCUUGUGUCCCUGUUGAGUUUGGGACAGAGCGGGUGACUGCACUCACCUCAGCUUUAGUAUGGGGGUAUUUUGAUAAUUAAAAAAACAAAACAAAACAAUUUUUAGACACGUUGCUUUAAAAAUAUUUUGAUAUCUACUUUAAAAAAAAAAGUUUUGUAGAUCUGCUCACAGCUGCCUCCAUGCAGGCCAUUUGGAUGACACGGAAAGCACAAAAUGUAACAUUUCUGUUCUAGUUUCCCCAGCAGACAGCAAGCCCGGAGAUGGAGGCAGCACAGCGUGCAGUUUUGGUACCAUGCCUUCUGGUAAUGAUAGUGCCAGAAGUCCGUGGGUAGAGAGCGGUGCUCUCUUCUGGAUUAACACCUCUUCAAAUGAGGAUUUAUCUCCCGGUUUCUCUUUCAGUCUUAUGUAGCAGUUUGGUACAAUGUAGCUGAAGUCUGCCUGUGCUGCUGCAAGAAUGAGUUGUUGUGGGCUUCUUGGAAUUCCUACAUUUGGGAUUCAGCCAUUCUAGCAUUGCAAGUCAUUUGGAGUCAACAUUCAGAGAACUCCCAGGUGAAACCCUGUAGCAUCAACAAAGAAUCCUUUGCUUUGAUCCUAAUACAGAGCAGGGACAUCAAGUUCUCUUCUAGGUAACACUGUAGAUUCCUCUGUUUGGUAACAGGGCUCCCAGUUUCCCUCAGCCCUUAUUUCCUAUGAAGAUAGCCAGAUUGGUGCAUAGUUGAUUUGCUGCACUGCCAGUUCACAUUCCACUGUAGCUUCUUUUUAAAUCCAACAGGGUAUUUCAUUCUGUUAUAAUGAACAAACAAAUGUAAUCAGGGAACAAAUGCAAACCUAAGGAAGAUCGGUGUAACUGAAAUGGCGUGGUCACGUACCUGAAUGCACUUGGGUUAUUUUUUAUUUAAUGAUUUGAAACAGUGAUAGUAUUGAAGGAUGACUGUUCUGAGUUUGUUAGUUUGGCUCUGCAUGCAACUGUCUGGUGCUUUUUCUCCAAAUAAAGUGAUAGUAGCGAGUGUGGUGGUUUCACAUCUUUUCUGGUGUUUUUGCAUGUUUGCUAAGAUAAUCUUGGAUUUGAUCUAAUUACUGAACUGUGUUUAAUUCCUAAAACUGGGGAAAUUUGUCUCUCCUUAUUUGAUACUUUGCUUUCUGGAGGGUAGUGGUGGUUUUGGUGGUUAAUUUUUCACUUACAUAUCUGUUACACUGAAUACAAAAUGCAAUGUUUUAUAUGUGUAUUUUUCCUUGAAUUAUUACUGCUGUAUUAUAUAUGUUUAAAUUUUCAAAUUUAAAAAAGAAACAGAAGUUAAAAAAAUACUUCUUUUAUGUGAACUCUUUGUUACCUACAAGAUAAAUAAUUUAUUUAUCUUUUCACUGUUGCUUAUUAAAAAGACUACUGACAAGUUUCCCA
This is a messenger RNA of Meleagris gallopavo (turkey), 2503 nucleotides long. Lineage: Eukaryota; Metazoa; Chordata; Aves; Galliformes; Phasianidae. The record is from RefSeq and is a predicted model, not a curated record.